This is a messenger RNA of Venturia canescens, 2438 nucleotides long. It is a transcript of the gene mah, whose product is annotated as mahogany. The transcript has 8 exons. The record is from RefSeq and is a predicted model, not a curated record. Lineage: Eukaryota; Metazoa; Arthropoda; Insecta; Hymenoptera; Ichneumonidae. Gene Ontology annotation, molecular function: L-amino acid transmembrane transporter activity. Gene Ontology annotation, cellular component: vacuolar membrane. Bases 112 to 1815 code for a protein of 567 amino acids. Gene Ontology annotation, biological process: amino acid transmembrane transport.
GUUCGUAUUUUCAUCAGGAAUAGGCUCGUGACGAGAUUCGUGAUUCUCUCGUUGCAAUUAUUCAUUCGUUCGCGAACGGGAACGAGAAUAAAAAACGACAACCGAGCGGCGAUGAAUCGUGAGAGAAUACCAUUGCUGUAUAAAGACAUUAAUUCUGGUUUAUCGUUGAUUUUUGCGACCUUGUGCAUCGUCGAUAUUUUCGGAGUAUUUCCCAUCAUCGCUUUACCUCGCGCUAUCGUACAAUGCGGUUUACUCGGCAUUCCUCUUGUUCUCGUAGUUUUUGGUCUGCAGAUUUAUACCGCUGCACUUUUGGGAAAAUCUUGGAUUAUUGCGAGCAGCAUAGAUCCCCAAAUAUCACGAAAAAAUCGAUAUCCUCUGGCAGCCGUAACGGAAUUGACUCUUGGUCCUCGUGUACGAACUUUGGUAAAUCUUCUCCUCGAUUUUACGGUUUUCGGUUGCGGAAUUCCGAAUCUCUUGGUUGCGUCGCAGAAUUUGCAGAUUUUCGGCCUGAAGAUAUCCUCGAAUAAUUUCAAUCUUUCUUUUUGUUACUGGCUUUUGGUCGUCGGUGUAUUUCUUUGUCCUCUCAUGUGGUUGGGAAGUCCUCGUGACAUGAAAAUAUCGUCGUUUUUCAGGUGGUUGGCAGUAUUUUCUUCCGCCGCGGUAGGAUUCACUGCUAUUUUGAUAUGGUGGUGCAUUGUAAUUGAUGAUCGAGUUUUAAGUGUCGCACCCGUACCGACUUCACCAACCUGGGAUAAAUUCAUUUCUGGUUACGGAAUGUUGGCUUUUCAGUUCGAUGUUCAUCCGACCUUGAUGACCGUACAAGUCGACAUGCGACAGCCCCGUGACAUCGACAAAGCUGUAAUACUUUCAUUUUUCAUCAGUGGGUCGUUGUUCGGUGUGACAGCCGGUCUUGCGGUAUGGCGAUACGGAGCAAGUACAACGGCAAAUAUUCUUCAAGUAGUGGAUUCUGGUUAUGCGAUCCGAGCUGCGAUUUUAAUUGCGGCCCUUCAAUUAUGUUUCUCUAGUGCUAUAGGCCAUUCGGCUCUGUUCCAGAAUUUGGAAGAUCGAUUGCGCGUCAAUAGAUCUUUUGGUUGGAAACGGUGCGCCAUGAGAUCAGCAGUUGUAUUCCUCGGAGUGGCGAUCGGAGAGUCGGUACCGCGAUUCGAUAUAGUGAUGGCAUUGAUAGGUGGCACCCUAACCGGCCCAUUAGUUUUCAUUCUACCACCCUUGAUAUAUGCUCGUGCAAGAGCCCUGAAGAACCGGCUAGUUUCGCGCUCACCGAAUCUCGAGAUCGUUUCACCGACUCAGCGUUGCUCAGCCAGUCAAACGUUUAUUACCGAUCCAAGAAUUCAUUCGCAAUCUGUUUUUCACGCUUUCAUCAACGACGACAAUGUCAAUCGAAAUGGUUAUUCGUACGUUUAUUACGACGACGACGACGACGACGACGACGAUGAUUCACCGGAUGGUUUAUCGAGUGAACUUGAGAACGAAAGAAGCAUCGUCAAAGAUCUUGGACCAACGACUACUGAAAAAGCAGAGUUAUCUCAUCCAAGAUUUGUCGAUGCUUCAAAACCCGAGAAAAUUCUCCGUAUCAAAAGUAGUGUCAAACAUUUAGAAAAUAGCGCGCAUGAAAAUCGAAAAAUCGACUUUCAUCGUUUCCUCGACUGGUUCGGAUAUUUCAUUGUUGCCAUUGGUAUUAUUAUAACUAUUUCAUCUACUUAUAUAAAUAUUAAAAAUACCAUUAGGUAUGUCGAUUUUACACCACCCUGCAUUAUCAAUGCUACCGUUGCUGCCAAUGUCUUGGGUCUUGCGUGAUUCUUAUUACACAAUUUAUUCCACCAAUAUGUAUACAAUGAUGCUCGUGAUCGCGCGCGAUCGACCCUUUUACACUUUUAUCAUACUAGAUGUUUCUUAUUCUCUUUUUUUACUUAAUUUCAUGAAAGUGAGACAUAAAUAUUCAUUAUCUAUAAUUUGCUUUAUAAUAAAUCUGCUUCUCAAUCUUCUAUGCGCUUCGCCGAUAUGGAAUAAAUCAUACACCGGUGAAAGAAAAAAAAAAUAUACACGGGAAAGGCGAUAUUAUAUUAUUAUGAUAAAACAGUUGCGAUCCAACAGCAUUAUUAUAUUAUCCCCGAAUGAAUCGCUCUUCUUCUUCCGCUCCUGCCGCCGCCCGCCCGCCCGCCUCAUCCUCAUACAUACGCAUCAUAUCAUCAUCGCAUGCGCGUAACAACACCCUAAUAAUUCGAAAUAAAAAAAAAAGGAUAUUGAAAAAUUUGAAAGUUUAGUUGACACACAAGAUGGAGUACUACAUACGUCAAUUAUUAAACGAAAAUCAUGAGGUCGUGAGAGGAAAUUAAUAAUAAUUUUGCGACGCGAUGGAUAAGCAUUGUCGGGAUACGAAUAUAUGUAAGCGAAUGAAUAAAUAUUGAAUUCGACUGGUG